This is a messenger RNA of Canis lupus familiaris (dog), 6068 nucleotides long. RefSeq names its product DEAH-box helicase 36 (gene DHX36). The record is from RefSeq and is a predicted model, not a curated record. Gene Ontology annotation, molecular function: G-quadruplex RNA binding; DNA helicase activity; ATP binding. Lineage: Eukaryota; Metazoa; Chordata; Mammalia; Carnivora; Canidae. Gene Ontology annotation, cellular component: cytoplasm; intracellular anatomical structure; nucleus. The transcript has 25 exons. The coding region runs from base 120 to 3131 and encodes 1003 amino acids.
GGCCCUCCCACUCGCGCCGGGCGCCGGAAGCAAAGCGGAAGUGGACGUGCACCCGCUUCCGGGCCCGGGCGCCAUUUCUAGCGGCUGCAGGUUCUCACGAGUUGCGGUCGGCUGGGACCAUGAGCUACGAUUACCACCAGAGCUGGGGCCGGGAUGGCGGGCCCCGCAGCUCCGGCGGCGGCUACGGAGGAGGCCACGGAGGGAGCCGAGGCCCCGGCGGCGGCGGAGGCGGCGGCGGCGGCGGUCGAGGCGGCCGAGGCCGACACCCCGGGCACCUGAAGGGCCGCGAGAUCGGCCUGUGGUACGCGAAGAAGCAGGGUCAGAAGAACAAGGAAGCGGAGAGGCAGGAGAGAGCUGUUGUACACAUGGAUGAACGUCGAGAAGAACAGAUUGUGCAGCUGCUACAUUCAGUCCAAGCUAAGAAUGAUAAAGAUUCAGAAGCACAGAUCUCUUGGUUUGCUCCCGAAGAUCAUGGAUAUGGUACUGAAAUUCCUGCAGAGAACAAACCAAACUCAGAGAAGAAGCUGGAGAACCAGGAAAAGAAAUUGAUAAGUCAAGAAAAGAGAACAUUUAGAAUCAGGGACAAAUAUAUUGACCGAGAUUCUGAGUAUCUCUUGCAAGAAAAUGAACCAGAUGUAGCCUUAGACCAACAACUAUUGGAAGACUUACGAAAGAAAAAAAGUGACCUUCGGUAUAUAGAAAUGCAGCAUUUCAGGGAAAAGCUGCCUUCAUAUGGAAUGCAAAAGGAAUUGGUAAAUAUGAUUGAUAACCAUCAAGUGACCGUAAUAAGUGGUGAAACUGGUUGUGGAAAAACUACUCAAGUUACUCAGUUCAUUUUGGAUGACUACAUUGAAAGAGGAAAAGGAUCUGCAUGCAGGAUAGUUUGCACCCAGCCAAGAAGAAUUAGUGCCAUUUCAGUUGCAGAAAGAGUGGCUGCAGAAAGGGCGGAAUCGUGUGGCAAUGGUAACAGUACUGGAUACCAGAUUCGUCUACAAAGCCGGUUGCCAAGGAAGCAGGGUUCUAUCUUAUACUGUACAACAGGAAUCAUCCUACAGUGGCUCCAGUCAGACUCGCAUUUGUCCAGUGUUAGUCAUAUUGUGCUUGAUGAAAUUCAUGAGAGAAAUCUGCAAUCAGAUGUUUUAAUGACUGUUAUUAAAGAUCUUCUCAAUUUUCGACCUGACCUGAAAGUAAUAUUGAUGAGUGCAACUUUGAAUGCUGAGAAAUUUUCAGAAUAUUUUGGUAACUGUCCAAUGAUACACAUACCUGGUUUUACCUUUCCGGUUGUGGAGUAUCUUUUGGAAGAUAUAAUUGAAAAAAUAAGAUAUGUUCCAGAACAAAAAGAACAAAGGUCUCAAUUUAAGAGAGGUUUCAUGCAAGGGCAUGUAAAUAGACAAGAAAAAGAAGAAAAAGAAGCAAUCUAUAAAGAACGCUGGCCAGAUUAUGUAAGGGAACUGCGAAAAAGAUAUUCUGCAAGUACUGUAGAUGUUAUGGAAAUGAUAGAUGAUGAUAAAGUUGAUCUGAAUUUGAUUGCUGCCCUUAUCCGACACAUUGUUUUGGAAGAAGAGGAUGGUGCAAUAUUGGUCUUUCUACCAGGCUGGGACAAUAUCAGCACUUUACAUGAUCUCUUGAUGUCACAAGUGAUGUUUAAAUCAGACAGGUUUCUUAUUAUACCUCUACAUUCACUGAUGCCUACAGUUAACCAGACACAGGUAUUUAAAAAAACUCCUCCUGGUGUUCGGAAAAUAGUAAUUGCUACUAAUAUUGCAGAGACUAGCAUUACCAUAGAUGAUGUAGUUUAUGUGAUAGAUGGAGGAAAAAUAAAAGAAACACACUUUGACACACAAAACAACAUCAGUACAAUGUCUGCUGAGUGGGUUAGUAAAGCUAAUGCCAAACAAAGGAAAGGUCGAGCUGGAAGAGUUCAACCUGGUCAUUGCUAUCAUCUGUAUAAUGGGCUUCGAGCAAGCCUUCUGGAUGACUAUCAACUGCCAGAAAUUUUGAGAACUCCUUUAGAAGAACUUUGUUUACAAAUAAAGAUUUUAAGGCUAGGUGGAAUUGCUUAUUUUCUGAGUAGGUUAAUGGAUCCACCAUCAGAUGAAGCAGUGUCACUGUCCAUAAAACACUUGAUGGAACUGAAUGCCUUGGAUAAACAAGAAGAAUUAACACCCCUUGGAGUCCACUUAGCACGAUUACCAGUUGAGCCACACAUUGGAAAAAUGAUUCUUUUUGGAGCUCUAUUCUGUUGUUUAGACCCAGUACUCACCAUUGCUGCUAGUCUCAGCUUCAAAGAUCCCUUUGUCAUUCCGUUGGGCAAAGAAAAGAUUGCUGAUGCAAGAAGAAAAGAACUGGCAAAAGACACCAAAAGUGACCACCUGACAGUUGUAAAUGCAUUUGAGGGCUGGGAAGAAGCUAGGCGACGUGGUUUCAGAUACGAAAAAGACUAUUGCUGGGAAUAUUUUUUGUCUUCAAAUACAUUGCAGAUGCUGCAUAACAUGAAAGGACAGUUUGCUGAGCAUCUUCUUGGAGCUGGAUUUGUAAGCAGUAGAAAUCCUAAAGAUCCGAAAUCUAAUAUAAAUUCAGAUAAUGAGAAGAUAAUUAAAGCGGUCAUCUGUGCUGGUUUAUAUCCCAAAGUUGCUAAAAUCCGACUAAACUUGGGUAAAAAAAGAAAAAUGGUCAAGGUUUACACAAAAACUGAUGGACUAGUUGCUAUUCAUCCUAAAUCUGUUAAUGUGGAGCAAACAGAAUUUCACUACAACUGGCUUAUCUAUCAUCUGAAGAUGAGAACAAGUAGUAUAUACUUGUAUGACUGCACAGAGGUUUCUCCAUACUGUCUCUUGUUCUUUGGAGGUGAUAUUUCCAUCCAGAAGGAUAACGAUCAAGAAACUAUUGCUGUAGAUGAAUGGAUUGUCUUUCAGUCUCCAGCAAGAAUUGCCCAUCUUGUUAAGGAAUUAAGAAAGGAGCUAGAUACCCUUCUGCAAGAGAAGAUCGAAAGUCCGCAUCCUGUAGAUUGGAAGGACACUAAAUCCAGAGACUGUGCAGUACUGUCAGCUAUUAUAGACUUGAUCAAAACACAGGAAAAAGCAAGUCCCAGGAACUUACCACCACGAAUCCAGGAUGGAUAUUACAGCUGACGACUUUUCUGUGGUGGUCUGACAAUUUGACAGCCAUUUUCUAUCAUAGUUUAAUUUGGGGCUAGAUGCCAAACCAUGGGACAUGAAUAAUUUCCAUAUGUAAGGUAGAAACCUUCAGUAAGUAGUAAAGACGUAAUGUGCAUGAUUUAACAAUGUUAUCUGUAGCUAUCAUAAAUAUACCAUAAAAAGCAAUAUGUUCUCUGAUCAUAUAUUCUGUUGUGGCCAUGUCCACAGUUUGGGAGGACUGCUCUUACAUCUAUUGAAUGUUGUACCACUGGAGAAAUUCCUUUGUUCUGAGAAGUUAAUCUUUCUGCCCACAGUGACUGAGUAUAGAAACCAGUAAAAAGAGAAUGGUUAGGCGCAAAAGGCAGUGUCAAGUUAAAAAUUUGAACACAGCCACAUUUUUAAAUGAAACUUCUAUCAGAAGUAAAUUAAUUUGUUGUAAUAAAGCCCAGUAUUUAAUAAAAUGUACAGUGUAUAAAUGUCAGCUAACUUUUUGGCUUGGUUUCUACAUCACUAUCCUUUGGCUUAUUUGAUUUUUUAAAAUCUUUUUAGAAUAUAUUUGUACCCCUUUUGCAUUUCCCUGUGCAGCAUAAUGUAGCAGUUGAAAAAAAUGAGGCCAGACUUGACCACCUAAGUUCAGAUUUCAGCUAUGACUUAACAACUCCCAUGGGCAAGUUACUCAGCGUCUCUGUUUUCUUUAUCUGUAAAAUAUAGGUAACAAUUGUGAGGAUUAAAUAUGUUGAUAGAUGUAAAAUGCGUAGACUAGUGUCUGGCACACAAAGCGUACUCACUAAAUCAUAGUUUUUAUUUGUCGCUGAAUUUUUAUUUUUUUAUAACAAUCCAUUAUAUUCAUUUCCAUGCUCUGUUUUACUCUUCAGACAAUGGAAGUUAGUGUGAUUUUAGGGCCAGUGAGCAAUAGGCUAGUGUUUCAGGCUUAUCAGACUGACAAAUUGUUGGUUGCUAUCCAGUAGCCAUUUGUCUCUCCUCAUUUGCUUGAUUAUUCAAGUGUUCCUCCUCUGUGUAGCCUGGUGCCCAGGGAUAUUGGACUCUACCCCAAGGGUGAAUCAGAUUGUUCUAAGCCAGUCGUGCAUGGGCUUCUCUCCUUACAAGUAACUGUUGAGGCACCAGGAUGUGAACCUGUGUUGUCGAUUGCAACUGACAAGAGCUCUGCAAGAGGACAUCUGAGAAAGAUUUUCUUCACUAGUAGAUUCAGAGGAGCAAGUUUUUCUCCUUUGGACAUUGUCUUCUCUGAGUCUGGCACUGCUGUAGCCACUUUAGGAUUACAGAGGAUAAUGAUGUUGGCUCAGUGGAAAGAUGUAAAUCACCAGGGUCCUUGAUAAUGCUAGUGAGCUGCUGAAUUACGCAGUUCCAAACCUGCUUUGCACAUGGACUUGUUUUGAUACAAUAAACCCUCCUUUAUUGAGUUGGCCACUUUUGGGUAGUGUGUUUUGUUUAACUUGGCAGAAAGCUUAUUAACUGAACAUCAGCUCCAUCAUUGAGUGUUUGCUGAGACCUGUUUCUACCAUUUCUUUUGUGAUCUAACGUUUUGACUCACAUGUCUGACAAAAGGUGUAAAAGUAGUCCUGAACGUACUGCAAAAAGAAAUGUAGGAAGAGAACAUCCUGCUGCAUCCUUAAAAAUACAGAUUUUCUUGUGCCUUCCAACAAUGCAAAGAAACCAAAGGAAGAGUGUCAAACUGACUGGGAUUUAUUGAUGAUGCUAUGAUGAUCUUAUGUAACAGCACUGGUUCAGGUACUGCUCCCACUUCUGGGAAUGUAUGUCAACCUAUCCUUGCCUUCUAAAGGUUUUGAAUGUACUGUGUGUCCUAAGUCCAUUCUCUUAGCUAGUCUCCCAAAAGUGAUCUCUUACUGAAUUCUUGAAUCAAGUCAUAUCACGAUAUUGUGGUUUUGUCCCUAAACUCAAGGUGAUCAUUAGGUCCUGCUUGCUCUGUAAGUAUGUGUCUGUUUGUGUGUUUUCUUCCCUUUACUCUCCAGUUUAAAUUCACAGUGGGCCAGACUGUUCUUAGAAGAUAGCCUUUAAGGAAACUUAAAAAAAAAAAAAAAAAAAAUGGGGGGGGGGAUUAUUAGUUAAUUGGUUCUAUGUUCCCAAACCAGUAUUUAACCUCCAGAAGAAUGAGGAAAAUGUUCCUGAAGAAUUGUUUAAAGGAACUCCUGAGAGCGAUUAAAGCAGUCCCUGUCACCCCCAGUUUCUGUCUUCUGUAUAGCCGAUCCGGAUGGAAAUCUUGAUUCAAGGUGCUAUUUGUGUUGUUUCUUUUGUUUACAAAAUAGUGUAUUACUGAGUGGAGAAUUUAUUCCUAGUCUAAGAACUAUUUGUUAUUUAGUAGUAGUUAUUUAAGACGUUAAAAAGAAAAAUAUAUUUGCCUCAUUUUCUUUGUGAUACCUAGAACAAUUCUUAAACCCUGAAGUAGAAACUUAGAGGGGGGAAGAGCAAAGAAACGACCAAGUAGUCUUUCAAAAAUGUCUUUGCAAAGUGAGUACAUAUAAUGCCUCCUAAUUCAUUAACUUGGGCAAAGCUCCCGAUACAUUUAUACCUAUUACAACAAGUAAUUUUCUGUUCUGACUGCAGUUUUAAAACAGAGUCUAUCCUAAAAGGUAGAAAGUAUUGAGAAGCUUUAGAGGGAAUUUAUUUUACCCCCUCACCAAAGUAAAUCGUACAUUUCCUUUCCACUCUUCUAGCUGAGUUUGUGUAUAUUUAUUUUUAAGUAAUUAAUGAUCAUGUGGUAUAAUUAUAUAAUAUACUAAUUGUUUUUAAAUGACAUUUUUAUUCUGAUUUUAAAAUAACCCCCUUAUUGUAGAAUACUUGGGAAUUGAACAAAGCAUGUUGCCACUGUUACAUUUUGAUGUAUUUCCAUGUUUUUUUAAGUUUUAAGAUAUUAUUUGAUAUAUAAUAAAAUUUGCCAAUUUAAGUGUUUAA